AGCUUGGGAGGGUCCUGCCUGGAGAUUUCCCGAGGGCUCGGGGACUCAUCCUUCCUGUCAUGCUUAAGCCUGGACCAAGUGGCCCCUACGGUGUGGGGCCCCUUCGCUAGGACAGCCGGCAAGGGGCCUUCCUUUACCCCUGGAGAGCGACGCUGACCAUCUGUCCUCCAGCCUCAGUCAAGCGGCUAGGGCUCCCCUUGCGUGCUGUACAAGUCGGAUUCUUGCAAAACUGCUCUCGUAGAAAAACUUAGCAGUUUCCGUUUUUAUAAAUUAAUCAAAUCUAGCACCAGAUUUUGCCACAGGCUGAUUUUGGGACCGGGACUCCUGUCGUUGCUGUGGAUAGCUGGUUAGGAGAUUUGAAAAUUGUACCGGAAAACGCCAGAAUGGAGGUAUCAAUGCCCCUGCCUCAGAUAUAUGUAGAAAAAACCCUAGCCCUUAUCAAGCCAGAUGUUGUUGACAAAGAAGAGGAGAUACAGGAUAUUAUUCUGGGAUCUGGAUUCACCAUUAUUCAGAGACGGAAACUACACCUGAGCCCCGAGCACUGUAGUAACUUUUAUGUGGAGCAGUAUGGGAAAAUGUUUUUCCCAAACUUAACAGCUUAUAUGAGCUCUGGACCUCUUGUUGCUAUGAUAUUAGCUAGACAUAACGCCAUCUCUUACUGGAAAGAACUUAUGGGACCAAGUAACAGUUUAGUAGCCAAGGAGACACACCCAGACAGCUUAAGGGCGAUAUACGGUACAGACGAGCUCAGGAACGCACUUCAUGGGAGCAAUGACUUCGCUGCCUCAGAGCGAGAGAUCAGGUUCAUGUUUCCAGAUGUGAUUAUUGAACCCAUUCCAAUUGGACAAGCCGCUAAGGACUACCUAAACUUGUACGUAGCACCAACCCUACUUCAAGGACUCACAGAGCUUUGUAAGCAAAAGCCACCAGACCCUUACAUCUGGCUCGCUGAUUGGCUGAUGAAAAAUAAUCCCAACAAACCUAAACUUUGUCAUUUCCCAGUGACAGAAGAGCCUUAGUUUGCUUCUCAGAGCGAGAGCCAAGUUACCUUACUGUAAGGAGCCGCUCACCAUGUUCUUUACAUUAAAAGCAUA
Mus caroli (Ryukyu mouse) is the source of this 1094-nucleotide messenger RNA. It is a transcript of the gene Nme5, whose product is annotated as NME/NM23 family member 5. The record is from RefSeq and is a predicted model, not a curated record. Gene Ontology annotation, molecular function: nucleoside diphosphate kinase activity. Gene Ontology annotation, biological process: cilium movement; negative regulation of oxidative stress-induced intrinsic apoptotic signaling pathway; spermatid differentiation. Lineage: Eukaryota; Metazoa; Chordata; Mammalia; Rodentia; Muridae. Gene Ontology annotation, cellular component: cilium.